Molecule: messenger RNA, 818 nt
Organism: Ctenocephalides felis (cat flea)
Lineage: Eukaryota; Metazoa; Arthropoda; Insecta; Siphonaptera; Pulicidae
Gene: unc-119
Product: protein unc-119 homolog
Exons: 3
Coding region: 56-682 (208 amino acids)
Biological process (GO): cilium assembly; nervous system development; lipoprotein transport
Cellular component (GO): cilium
Molecular function (GO): lipid binding
Source: RefSeq, a predicted model, not a curated record
AAUAGCAUGUUUAAAUUAUAAUUGUCAAAUAACUAGUAAACAAACAAUAAUUAUAAUGAGUCUAAUAUAUCAAGAAGUUGUAAACGAACACAUAAAUUGCAAUCCGAAUUUACCAGAUACUAUCACACCAGACGAUGUUCUAAAAUUAACUAACAUUACUGAAGAUUAUUUAUGCAGCCCAGAUGCAAAUAUAUAUGAAAUUGAUUUUACUAGAUUUAAAAUACGUGAUUUAGAAUCAGGAGCAGUACUGUUUGAAAUUGCAAAGCCUUCUGUUGACAUCACAGAUCAUGGAGAGGCAGAUUUACCCGAUGAGCCCCUAGAUCCAAACUCUGGAAGAUUUGUAAGAUAUCAAUUUACACCACAGUUUUUGAAACUAAAAACAGUUGGUGCUACUGUGGAGUUCACUGUUGGUCAAUUUCCAGUUAAGAGAUUUCGCAUGAUAGAACGCCAUUUCUUCAGAGAUAAGUUACUGAAAACAUUUGAUUUUGAAUUUGGAUUCUGCAUACCUUAUUCAACCAAUACUUGUGAGCACAUUUAUGAAUUUCCUUCUUUGCCAGCUGAAUUGGUAAAUGAAAUGAUUGAUUCUCCAUUCGAAACACGUUCCGAUAGCUUUUACUUUGUGGAAGACAAGCUUGUUAUGCAUAAUAAAGCAGAUUAUGCUUAUGAUGGGGGUUUGCCAUAAAUUCUGAUAAUAUAUUAAAUGUAUUCAAAUUGCCUUAUCUAAUAUUUAAAUGAAAGCACAUGAUAAUAAGACACAGACAUUUGGCAUUUGUUGGGUUUGUCAAUAUGAAAAAUAAUCACUGUGUUCUAAAUUCAAU